This is a messenger RNA of Aquila chrysaetos chrysaetos, 3087 nucleotides long. RefSeq names its product mucolipin TRP cation channel 3 (gene MCOLN3). The record is from RefSeq and is a predicted model, not a curated record. The coding region runs from base 137 to 1813 and encodes 558 amino acids. The transcript is spliced from 14 exons. Gene Ontology annotation, molecular function: NAADP-sensitive calcium-release channel activity. NCBI's taxonomy places the organism in Eukaryota, Metazoa, Chordata, Aves, Accipitriformes, Accipitridae. Gene Ontology annotation, cellular component: lysosomal membrane; plasma membrane.
CCGGCCGGCAGCGGGCUCCGGGCGCCGCGCUCCCACGGCCGCCGGCGCCAGCAGCCGCCGGCACCGCUGCGUGCGCGGGCAGGAGGCCAGGGAGCAGCGGGACCUUCGCGGCAGGGACACGACCCGGCCGGCAGAAAUGGAAAAUCCUGAAGUGGCUGUGAGCAGCUGCAGUGCUCACGAUGAUGAAAAUCUUUGCAGCUACACACGACACCUGUCAGUAUCACAGGAGGGGCUUUUGGAAGACCAGCUUAGAAGGAAGUUAAAAUUCUUCUUCAUGAACCCGUGUGAGAAAUUCUGGGCCCGGGGCAGGAAACCUUGGAAACUUGGGAUUCAGCUACUCAAAAUAGCAAUGGUUACUGUUCAGCUGGUGGUUUUUGGAUUGAGCAAUCAAAUGGUGGUUGCCUUCAAAGAAGAGAACACUGUUGCAUUCAAACAUCUCUUCUUGAAAGGAUACAUGGACAGAAUGGAUGAUACCUAUGCUGUAUAUACACAAACAGAUGUCUAUGACCAGAUAUUCUUUGCAAUAAACCAGUACUUACAGCUGCCCAACAUCUCUGUUGGAAACCAUGCUUAUGAGAAGAGGGGAGCAGAAGAAACAGCUCUGGCUGUGUGUCAGCAGUUCUACAAGCGAGGAAACAUCUGUCCUGGAAAUGACACCUUUGAUAUAGACCCAGAGAUUGUGACUGACUGCUUGUACAUUGAGCCAACGAUGCCGUUAGACAACACAACAGUGGGAAAGCACAAUUUGAAUUUCACUCUGGAUUUCCACAGACUGGUGACGGUGCAGCUCAUGUUCAAUCUGAAGGCAAUCAACCUCCAGACCGUUCGUCACCACGAGCUCCCUGACUGUUAUGAUUUCACUCUGACGAUAGUGUUUGAUAAUAAAGCACAUAGUGGAAGAAUUAAAAUAAGUCUAGACAACGACAUAGCGAUCAGGGAAUGUAAAGACUGGCAUGUUUCUGGAUCAAUACAGAAGAAUACUCAUUACAUGAUGAUCUUUGAUGCUUUUGUUAUAUUGACUUGUCUGGCCUCAUUGAUCCUUUGCACACGAUCAGUGAUUAAAGGAAUUAAUCUCCAAAGGGAAUUUGUAAGCUUUUUCCUAUAUUAUUACAAGAAAGAAGUAUCUUUCAGUGAUCAAAUGGAAUUUGUCAACGGAUGGUACAUCCUGAUUAUGGUUAGCGAUGUCUUAACUAUUGUUGGAUCAACUCUAAAGAUGGAGAUACAAGCCAAGAGUCUGACAAGUUAUGAUGUCUGUAGCAUACUCCUAGGAACAUCCACUAUGCUUGUGUGGCUUGGAGUCAUUCGCUACCUAGGUUUCUUUCAGAAGUAUAAUCUUCUCAUCCUAACACUGCGAGCAGCAUUACCCAAUGUAAUGAGGUUCUGCUGUUGCGCUGCUAUGAUCUACCUGGGCUAUUGCUUCUGUGGAUGGAUUGUACUGGGACCAUACCAUGUGAAGUUUCGUUCUCUGAACAUGGUUUCCGAAUGCCUUUUUUCAUUGAUCAAUGGAGAUGACAUGUUUGCCACCUUUGCAAAAAUGCAGCAGAAAAGUUACUUGGUUUGGUUAUUCAGUAGGAUCUACCUCUACUCCUUCAUCAGUCUGUUCAUCUAUAUGGUGCUGAGUCUCUUCAUUGCACUCAUUACAGAUACGUAUGAAACUGUCAAGCACUACCAGCAAGAUGGCUUUCCGGAGACAGAACUUCAGAGAUUUAUAUCACAGUGCAAAGACUUACCAAACUCUGGCAGGUACAGGUUAGAGGAGGAGAGUUCUGCAUCUCUCUUCUGUUGUUGUAAUGGUUGUAGCGAACAUAUUUAAUGGAUUGUGGGAGUGUAUCACGGAGGCUUUAAAGCAGCACACAUUGCAAGAACUGGACAGUGGAGCUGGUGGAAAAUCUUAUACCUAAAGUCUGAAGUUGCUUUUCUUGAAAAAGAGUGUAAGCCUGUGGCAGAAGCUUGCGAUAAACUUGCAGUCUUUUUGAUUAGGCACUCUCACUGCUAGUUCAGGGGUUUUGGGGGUUUGGUUUUUUAUUAGCUUUGUGCUAUUUGUUUCCUCAGUUAAAUUGUGCUGGAAUGCAAAGGGCAUUAAAAAGCUGUCUGUAUUCAGAGACUUGCCUAGUUUGUGCAGGUAGACUAGAAAUGCAGUAACUAUCAACUGUAAGUAGAAAUAGUGCUGGACAACUGCAACUUUGAACACCAACCUAGCCCUCAGUACUGCAGGAAUUAUCUAGCUAUGGCUGACCUGUCACUGAAUGAAUGAAUGAAAGGUCACUCUAGAGCCCUCAGCAUAUUUUGUUUAUCUGCACUCAUGGUAAAAAUAAACUAAAACUAUGAAGCGUGGUGCAAUUUGUUUCUGGAGACAUUAUAGUGAAUUGAUGCACAAGCCAGUCAAAUAUGGCUGAGAGCAGAAACUAAGUAUUUCUAUAAACAUAAGUACCACUUGCUGUAAGUGGCAGUCUCUUCUCAGAGAGGCCAGGGAUAUGCCAGGCCAGAACUGAAGUUUGAGGGGUGAGUUGAGUGGAGAAAUGUAGAUAUUCUCCUAUAUCCAGCACCGGUAGGAUCAGUUACUAUCUUCAGCCUCACAGUGUGCUGACCUUAUGUUUUUAAAGGAAAAGUCAGACAAAAGCACUUUCAAAAUAUCUAUUUUUUUAUUUGAAAUCUUCCUCUGGUACACAAGUCUGUAAACCUGAAGUCUAAACUAAGUUAAAUACACAGAAGAUAUGUCUCUCAGAGUCGUAUCUCUCCGUGCUUCAGAAACUGGAUGUUUCCUACCAACCUAAUAACCUGGUACUGUCAGUGGCUGUCUGAAACAUUAGAUCUUAUAAAAGUUCAGUUUUGACAACUUAGUUUAUAUACUUUGUUGAUUGUGAUACCAUUUAAUGGAUGCCUUAUUUUCUAUAGUCUAUUCACUCUGGGAGCAGAACAGAGGACCAAAGGGAGGCAUAUUUUACAUAACUUGCAUUUGUGAGCAACAUUUCUGUAGCUGUGUGUGACAAUGUAUAACGCUGUGCAUAAAGGUGGAGGACACUAAACGUGUUUUGUCUGAAUGUUUACACAUUGUAAAUGUGCUACAAUAAACACAGCUGUAGUAGC